CGCAUCCCCUAUCUGGGCGGGCACGGACACACCGGAUCCCGCACCUGGGCACCGUCGUGCCCCGGUAGGAUGAGCGGCAGCGCCGGGGGAGCCGCGCCGGGCGCCGCGGGGCUCUGCCCCGGCCAUGGAUGAGGUCUCUUCUAUGGACAUUGAACCCCCAGCUGCCUGUGCCUGCUGCCUGUGAUGGAAGAACUUGAUGUGAAUGUGAGUUCCAGGGAGGGCUUUGGCACCGCGGAGAAGAUCCUGCUGCUCUCCUUCAUCUCCGCCGUCAUCCUCAUGGCCAUCCUGGGCAACCUGCUGGUCAUGGUGGCCGUGUGCCGGGACAGGCAGCUCAGGAAAAUCAAGACCAACUAUUUCAUUGUUUCCUUGGCCUUUGCUGACCUGCUGGUGUCGGUGCUGGUGAUGCCCUUUGGGGCCAUGGAGCUGGUUCAGGAUAACUGGGUCUAUGGGGAGAUGUUCUGCCUGGUGAGGACGUCCCUGGACGUGCUGCUCACCACAGCCUCCAUCCUGCACCUCUGCUGCAUCUCCCUGGACAGGUACUAUGCCAUCUGCUGCCAGCCCCUGGUGUACAGGAACAAGAUGACGCCGCUGCGCAUCGCUGUGAUGCUGGGAGGCUGCUGGGUCAUCCCAACCUUCAUUUCCUUCCUCCCUAUCAUGCAAGGCUGGAAUAGCAUUGGCAUCAUUGAUCUGAUCCAGCAAAGACAAUUCAACAAAGCCUCCAACUCCACCUACUGCAUCUUCAUGGUGAACAAACCCUACGCCAUCACCUGCUCCGUGGUGGCUUUUUACAUCCCCUUCCUGCUGAUGGUGCUGGCCUACCACCGCAUCUACGUGACGGCGCGGGCACACGCGCGGCAGAUCCGGCUGCUGCAGCGCGCGGGGAACCCCCAGGAGCCACGGCAGAACCUGCAGGAGCCACGGCAGAACUUCCAGGAGACACGGCAGAACUUCCAGGAACCACGGCAGAGCCUGCAGGAGCCACGGCAGAGCCUGCAGGAGCCAUGGCAGAACCUGCAGGAGCCACGGAAGAACUUCCAGGAGCCACAGAAGCACCUCCAGGAGUCACAGCAGAACUUGCAGGAGCCACGGCAGAGCCUGCAGGAGCCACAGAAGCACCUCCAGGAGCCACAAAAGCACCUCCAGGAGCCACAGAAACACCCCCAGGAGCCACGGCAGCACCUCCAGGACCAGCACAGCUCCCACCGCAUGAAAACCGAGACCAAGGCUGCCAAGACCCUGUGCAUCAUCAUGGGCUGCUUCUGCCUCUGCUGGGCCCCGUUCUUCGUCACCAACAUCGUGGAUCCCUUCAUUAACUACACAGUGCCCGGCAAGCUGUGGACGGCCUUCCUGUGGCUGGGCUACAUCAACUCGGGCCUGAACCCUUUCCUCUACGCCUUCCUCAACAAGGCUUUCAGACGUGCCUUCCUCAUCAUCCUGUGCUGCGGCGACGAGCGCUACCGAAGGCCUUCCAUCCUGGGCCAGAGCGUGCCCUGCUCCACCACCACCAUCAACGGCUCCACGCACGUCCUGAGGUACACGGUUUUACACAAUGGGCACCACCAGGAGCCAGAGAAGCUCCCCAUCCACCCUGAGCCUGAAUCCCAGGAGUCCUGCUCCUAAUCCUGGUCCAGCAGAGAGAGAACAGAUCCUGUCCUGGUCCUAAUCCUGGCCCAGCAGAUCCUGUCCUGCUCCUAAUCCUGGUCCAGCAGAGAGAGAACAGAUCCUGUCCUGCUCCUAAUCCUGGCCCAGCAGAUCCUGUCCUGCUCCUAAUCCUGGUCCAGCAGAUCCUGUCCUGCUCCUAAUCCUGGUCCAGCAGAGAGAGAACAGAUCCUGUCCUGGUCCAGCAGAGAGAGAACAGAUCCUGUCCUGCUCCUAAUCCUGGCCCAGCAGAGAGAGAACAGAUCCUGUCCUGGUCCAGCAGAGAGAACAGAUCCUGUCCUGGUCCAGCAGAGAGAACAGAUCCUGUCCUGCUCCUAGACCUGGCCCAGCAGAAGGAGAACAGAUCCUGUCCUGGUCCUAAUCCUGGUCCAGCAGAGAGAGAACAGACC
Messenger RNA from Catharus ustulatus (Swainson's thrush), 2048 nucleotides. RefSeq names its product 5-hydroxytryptamine receptor 4 (gene HTR4). Gene Ontology annotation, biological process: adenylate cyclase-activating adrenergic receptor signaling pathway; chemical synaptic transmission; regulation of appetite. The transcript has 7 exons. The record is from RefSeq and is a predicted model, not a curated record. Gene Ontology annotation, molecular function: G protein-coupled serotonin receptor activity. Gene Ontology annotation, cellular component: plasma membrane. NCBI's taxonomy places the organism in Eukaryota, Metazoa, Chordata, Aves, Passeriformes, Turdidae. The coding region runs from base 184 to 1620 and encodes 478 amino acids.